Molecule: messenger RNA, 2355 nt
Organism: Gaeumannomyces tritici R3-111a-1
Lineage: Eukaryota; Fungi; Ascomycota; Sordariomycetes; Magnaporthales; Magnaporthaceae
Exons: 3
Coding region: 1-2247 (748 amino acids)
Source: RefSeq, a predicted model, not a curated record
AUGCCUUUGCCUAACAGUCAGCUGCCAUGUUGCCUAGGGACGAAGGGGCUUCUUCAGCUCUUGCAAGGGAUAAUAAAAUCAUGGUCGCGCUGGAACCUGGGUCUCCCCAUACCCGCCUACAUGCUAUCCUCUCAACAUCUCUGUCCCCAAGGUUGGCGGGAUUUUAAGCCUUUACGUCGGCUGUUCACCUACCACUGGCUGAUCCGAAUUUCCCGUCUUAUCGAGGCUACGCAGAAGGGAUGCGCUUUCUGCACCUUCGUACUGUACAUAUUUUUCGGUGCUGGGGAAAUCUCGGGAUAUUAUUACGAUCCAAAAAAGCCAUGGUACUCGGAACCGAAGAAGCACGACAAAGAGAGGAUGGCACUCGUCGAGCGCUGCAUGAAGUCCCUCACAAAGUUGCAGCACGACCGCUUCGGUUUCAAAGCCAUACCGCAUUGCCGCAGGGCAGGCUCCACGCUUCCUAAUUUCGAUGCGCUGCAGAUCGGGGUGUCGGACCUCAAGGGCCGCGAGCCAAAGGAUCUCACGUGCAUUCUCAACCAGUGGGAGCUGAACGUGGGUGUGUAUGCUGUUCAAGGCGACCCGCUUGCGGCUCUCAUCACCCACCGGCCCCCGAACCCCUCCCCUGGGUCAGAGCAUAGCCUGGCGCGAGCGAAGGCAUGGCUCGACACCUGUGUUCAAAACCACGGCCCCUCGUGUGGAACGCAAGAGCCGCUGGCUCUCCCUAGUAGGGUCAUAGACGUGUCAAAGCCAACACUCAGACUACACGAGACGUUUGCCACCGAGGCGGGCAACUAUGUUGCCCUCAGCUACUGCUGGGGCGACGCGCAGACAUACAUAUGCACUGCUGCCACCCUUCCAGAUCUCCUGGCAGGCUUCUCCCUUGAUGACCUGCCCCAAACAUUAAGGGACGCUGUCAGAGUUACCCGCAGCCUGGGGCUCAAGUACCUUUGGAUCGAUUCGCUCUGUAUCGUCCAAGACAGCCAAGCCGACAAAGCCCACGAGGUCGGCCGUAUGGCUCAGGUUUACAGGAACGCCUACGUUACUGUUGGCGCCGGGUUGGCCUUCUCGGUGCACGAUGGCUUCCUCACGGAUAAGGCCGACGCCGAGACGAAACUCUGGCGCAACCUGGUGCCCAUGAAGUGCCACCUCCCGGAUAUGAAGGCGGUUGCGAAAGCAGAAACCCUCGAGGACAUCUUCAAAACGCCCCGCGUCGCGGUGGGCACCCUGUACCUCAUCAUGGAAAUGGGCUGCGAGCGCGACUGGUACGAUGCGACCUCGUCGCGUGCGUGGUGCCUGCAGGAGCUCGUCGUCUCUCCGCGAUACCUGUCCUACGGCCGCUGGCCCACCUGGCGCUGCCGCCGCGCCACCCACAGCGAUGGCAGCUACUAUCCCGAGCACCCAAGGACGGGGCCCAGCACGCGCAAGCUGGCGAGCGCGCUGCUGCGGUCGGAGAAAUCGAGGGCCGAUCUGCGGACGACCGUCCAGCUGCACGACGUCUGGAGGGAACUUCUGCACGACUACACCCGGCGCAAGCUCAGCCUGCCCUCGGACCGCCUCCCCGCCAUCGGGUGCAUCGCCGAGCAGAUAAGCCAGCUGACGGGCGCCGGGUACGUCGCGGGUCUCUGGCGCAACAACCUCCUGUACGACGCCAUGUUUUACACUCAUGCGCGUGAGUGGCUGCCCCGGCCGGUCGGGAGCCGGGCGCCGUCAUGGUCGUGGGCGAGCGUCGACGCCCCCAUUGAAAUCGGGCGCGUUGGAGCUGAUGCUCUACCUCUCGCGACGGUGUACGCGUGCGAAGCAACACCAGCGUUGGGGCACACUGCCUUUGGAGAGGUGGCUGGGGGCUUUAUGGAGAUUGGCGGGCCGUUUAAGGAGGUCGGUAGGGAAGAUGCUAUCUUUCUGUUCAGGUGCCAGGAUGUUUUGAGGCUGGCGCCGGAAUGCAACAAAACUCUCUGGGAUUGGUACUCGCAGCUUUUGCAGGGAGUAGAUGAUUAUCCCGAGCGGAUAGUGGAGAUCGAAGAGGCAGUAGAAAAGCCGCCCGAGAGGGUGUUUGCGCUGCUGACGUUUAUGAACGAUUGGAAGAUCGUGGAUGGAAACCGGUGGGAGGUAACGUGCUAUUCUGGCCUGCUGCUGCGGGAGGUUGAAGGCGGCAAGUACGAGCGGAUCGGCGCCUUUAUCCACGAGGUUAAUGACUGGCUCAAUCACGAGCAGGAGGCGUGGGAGGAGAAGACGAUCACCGUGGUUUAAGCUUGAGGAUCUGGUGGGGGAAGAGUCCUAUAGACGUUAGUCUGAAUUGUUAAUUACAGGAAAAAAAGGCACAUGUAAAAAAAAAAAAAAAAAACAAGAACAAAGAAA